UGCUCAUCUCGGCGCCCGCUGUGGAUAUGAGCACGUCGUCCGUGGUUGCGGUAUGAGGCGGACGACCAUAGCCAUACUAUUCGUUCAAGUACUGGCCCGAUUCAGCUGUGUUGCAACUAUUCUUGAGGCAAGGCGAGAUGCCCUCAGCCCCGAUGACGCCACCAGUACAGUUGCCGCGACUGCAGGCGGCACAGGGCGAGUAAUCCAGCUUAGGGCGACGGAGAGUGACGUCAAGGCGGCCGCACGCCACUGCGUCGCCGUGGACGAAGUCGGACGUUUCCCGGCAAACCACGCGCUCGGACUCUUCGAAACUGAACCCGGACGAUUGGUACUGGGCACUCCUCGAGUCACGGACGCAUCGGUGGAAUUCUCUGCAUUGCCGCAACGACAAAAUGCUGGUGGUAGCAAUAGUGAUGAAACACCAGCCACCGGCACGAUCGUAUUCAAGGUGGUGCUGGAAGUCGACAAUACGGGACGAUGGAGAGAAGGAGGAGGUGGUACAACCUCUGGAAGAAGAACCGGCGAGCCCGUUCCGACAGGAGAGGGUAUGGAGAUGACGGCAGCUGCUGCGACCGCAGCGACUGCAGAAAACCCCGCGGAGGCGCAGAUGGCGAUAUCAGCCCUGGCCGCUUGGAACCUGAUGACGACACGGGAAACACCGGCUAUGUUGCCGAUGAUCAGGGUAGAGGUGGGAGCCGCGUUCGGGUAUCACGGGGACUGGUACACGGCCAGCAAGACCAUACCCCUCACUUCCGACGGCACCGGCCACAGCAGUGCUUUGCUUUCGAGCGCGACGUUCGACUGGCAGCCCGCACCAGAUGUCUGGAGCAAGCUCGACGAACCGAUGGCAGCGGACGUGAGAGUUUAUGGCACCGCGUCGACGCCCACGGAAGAACAGGAGGCAGGGCUAUUGUUGUUGCGAGGCACGCUGUGCAAGCGAGCAUCGGGCUUCGGAGGCCGAAGCACGCGCGACGAAACAACACAGGGCACCAUGAAGGCGGCCUUGACGCCUUACGCCGAACGCCUUCCAGCGGUUGCCGCCGAAGCUGUCGCGAUCAGCCCCUCUCGGCCUUCCGUUGUCGUUUCCGAAAUACGAGACGAAGAGUGGUGGAGAGCCCGCGAAGAGGAGGAAUCCGGGAGAGGGAUGGAUGCGGUCGACGCGCUGCCCCGCCUGCCCCGGUGGAAACCCGGGGAUUGGAAGAAAAGACGCAGGAGAAGGAAGAGACAGGAAGAGGAAAGAAAAAAACAACGAGCGCAGGAGGCCGCUCGCCGAAGAGCUGACAAAUGGGGGGGUGACAGAGGACGUGACACGGCCAGUCGCGACGGACGGAAUCGCAGGGGUGGUGGUAGGGAGGCAAAAGUCGGACGGUCACCAUGGGGGGCUGUGAAAGGGGCUUGGCGUGCUGUCGGGCGAGGUUGGCGAAGAGUCCGGCGGAAAUUCCGAAGAAACUGCAGUGAGCAUAGUGCUCGUCGGACAAGGUAGAAAUUUGAGAUAUGUAAGGGGGUUAGCGACGGGUUGCUGCGGAAGUAUCCUUUAUUGCGACAAUGGUCACAGGUUGGGUAUUGGCAGUCUGUACACCAUGUUCCGUCGUCAACCGGCGUCUAUUUGUAACGAGUACAACCUACAAUCAUAAGAUAUUCUCUUCAUGUUAUCUGCUCAAGAGAUUCUGCCCGACGUCAAGCCCACCUACCGAGAUGCGCAUUACGCCUAGUCAUUGCUGGUUCACGUCUAAUGAGCCUUCAUGUGUAGCUUACGUUCACGGCCUUCGACGAGCAACGUUGCCCGCCUAAUUCUUCUCCUUUUCCGGCCGUGUUGUAGGGCAACCUGGAAGGGCUGCUUGACAAUUUUCAUUGGACAACCGACCGAAUGUACACGGCACCAUUUAUCUCCACCCACGCAGAAUAAAGCCCAUAUUUUGUGUCACGAGGGUAUUUUGUUGCGUGUUCCCCUUGGCCAAAACCUGUCAGGUACAUAUUAUAUGAAUA
This is a messenger RNA of Ectocarpus sp. CCAP 1310/34, 1986 nucleotides long. The record is from the annotation of a GenBank genome assembly. Lineage: Eukaryota; Phaeophyceae; Ectocarpales; Ectocarpaceae.